Messenger RNA from Hansenula anomala, 1455 nucleotides. It is a transcript of the gene ATG32, whose product is annotated as mitophagy protein ATG32. The record is from RefSeq and is a predicted model, not a curated record. NCBI's taxonomy places the organism in Eukaryota, Fungi, Ascomycota, Saccharomycetes, Phaffomycetales, Wickerhamomycetaceae. The coding region runs from base 1 to 1455 and encodes 484 amino acids. The transcript has a single exon.
AUGGCGUCAACUACAAACUCUUCGAUAAAACAUCCAAAACCUAAUAAUGGACAAUCAUCAAAUGGGUUAUUAUCACCACAUAUGUCUGUUCUUGAAGCAUUGCAAUCAACAGCGAAUGAAGAUGAAAACAAGUCACCUCAAUACAGUCCUCAAUUCAACAAUUUUGCAAAGCAUCAAAAUACACCAACUUUCAAUGAUUUUGAGUUUACUUCAAACACAUCAUGGCAUUCAGUAGGUGAUUAUUUGGCACCAAGACCGACAAGUUCUGUUCUCUCAUCUUCAGACACUGAAGAAGAUACCCAGGACCAUGCUCCUUUAGCUAUCAAACCACGUCAAUCAAUUACAUCUGAAAGUGAUGAAAAGACAAUUGAAAUCAACAUGAAUUCUGGUAUUAAAGAUCCUGGUUCAAGUGACGGUUCAAGUUUUGUCUUACCUCAAAUGUUUAGCCAAAUUAAUGAUUCAAAUUAUGCUGAUCAAGAUUCUAAAAUCUUGAUAAUUGGUCAUAAGAAGGUCCAAUUCUUACACACAUUAGAUUAUCAGUUGCAAAAAAGAUUCACGUUGGAUAAUCAUGACAAUUAUAAUAUCAUUUUAGUCAUAUUUGAUGGAUUGAUCAAAAUUGGAAACAUUUUAAACUUUAUCAAAUAUAAUGGUACUCAAUUAAGAAACAAAUUAUUUAUCCCGAUCUUUAGAAACAUCAAUUUGAGGAUCAUUGAUAAGAUUUUAAGAAACUACAACAUAAACCUAUUAUGCUCUCCAAUCAAUCUGGAUAAUAAAUAUGAAGUUAAUAACCUAUUGAAUGUCUUAAAAGAGGAUUAUCUUUUGAAAGAUUCCAAAACCGUUGCAGAUUCUAUCAUCCCACUGCAAGAUAACCAAGUUGCAAUUGAACAAACAAUGAAUAGUUAUCAAUUAAUAAGAAUCUCCUCAUCGGAUAGUGAUGAAAGUUGUGAAAAAGAUGGAACAACUAAUAACUCAUUGGUUCUACAAAAUGACCCAUCAAGUAUCAGCUCUGAUAAAAAAGUCAUGAUAAUAAGAAAUACACCAUAUGAAAUUGUUCAUCAUAAGCAAUCCAAGAGAUCAAAGAAGUUGAAAACGAAGGAUCGUAUUCAGAAGAAGUACUUUCUAUUGGGAAUCAGUCUAAGCGUCGGUAUUGGUAUUGGUAUCACAACAGCCCUUACAAUUUCUUUCCUCAAAUCCAAAAAGGCAGUUCCACCUCCUCCAGCACCUCAUUUAAACCAUUACAAAAAAUUCACAACAUUAACAAUUGAUCAAUUAUCCAAGAGUAAUGACUUGUUGAAACGAAACUUGAUUCAUUUCAAACAACAUGUUGGUGAUUUCUCAAAGAUUGUUUAUAAUCAUUCAAAAGACUAUGUUGUUAAAGUUACUCAUUUAUGGGAUCAAUUCGUUGUGAGUGCUUCCCAAGGUGUUCAAGCGGGCGCAAUGCUUUGGUUUUUUUGA